Messenger RNA from Fusarium oxysporum Fo47, 1680 nucleotides. RefSeq names its product glycosyltransferase domain-containing protein. The record is from RefSeq and is a predicted model, not a curated record. NCBI's taxonomy places the organism in Eukaryota, Fungi, Ascomycota, Sordariomycetes, Hypocreales, Nectriaceae. The transcript has 2 exons. Bases 1 to 1680 code for a protein of 559 amino acids.
AUGAAUACUCUACGCCAAAUGAUCCCCCAGAUAUGGCCUCAAGGCUACAAACGGGUUGAUUCCAGCAGCAGUCUUGAAGAUGCUGUCACCCCCGAGAAGAAUGGUUCAAGCCUCCAGCUCUUCGCAAAACGCAUUCUUCGUCUCCCCCUUAAGACAAUUCUAAUCCUCAUCGCCGCUCUCCUCAUUUUCCCUGGCCUCCUAGCACUCACCUCCCUAAAGGGCCGCGCAUUCUUGGCCGGAGAGGUUGCGGCUGGCCAGGCCUAUGAGACGUACCCUCAGCAGGACAUUGCCAAGCUUCCUUCAAAGGAUCGACGGCUUAGUAUAGUCCUCCCUGCCAAUAACCCAGACCACGAUUUAUGCAAAGUCAUCACCAGUGCGUUGGCAUUAGGGUAUCCAGCUCCAGUUAUUGUGAACUGGGGUAAGACGUACGAUAAGUCUAAAGGUUGGAAGGGAGGGUCUCACCUCGCAAAGAUUACAGGUACUCUGGAGUAUCUUGAUAGCGUUUCGAAGGCCGACACUUCGGACGAGAAUAGACUCGAGGAGAAUGAUAUAGUUGUACUGACGGAUUCGUAUGACGUUUGGUUCCAGCUUCCGCCAGAGGUCCUCCUCAAGCGAUAUCACGAAGCAAACCGUCAAGCUAACCAACGACUGGCGUCACAAUGGAACCGUCGAUGCAAACCUCCAAUGGAACAGACCAUCAUCGUUUCAGCCCAAAAGAAAUGCUUCCCUCCGCCAUCAUCAGGCUCCGUCCUCCACUGCGAUCAGCUCCCCGAAAGCCAAGCUCGUAAAGACCUCUACGGACCGAAUACCGACAAAGACCCUAACGUAUUCCAUGAUGUACGACCGAAAUAUCUCAAUAGCGGGAGCAUGAUUGGUCCUGUUGGCGAUAUGAGAAAAUACUUUCGUCGCGUGCAUGAGCGAAUGCAGAGAGGUUUGGUGAAUGGCAAAGACUUGUACAGCGAUCAAGGAAUAUUCGGUGAGAUCUUUGCGGAACAAGAAAUCUGGCGUCGCUGGCUUCGCAAGAAUACCGUGUCUCAAAAGGACAAGAGCUUCGAUGUUAUGCAUAGCGACUUUGAGUAUCAUGUCGGACUGGACUAUAUGCAGAAUCUGUUCAUUCCAACUGUCUUCGAGGAACAAGAUGGCGAGAUCAUUGCGCUGAAUAACGAGACUGGUAUUGCUGAAAAGUCAGUAUCUCUCGGCAUCGAGCCAAGACUAGACGGUGUGCCAGAAGAUAUACAAUCUUUUACAAACCCACUGAACCAGAUCCUUCAGGAUCCAGCAGACUGGGGAGACAUGCCUGUGUACGCCGAUUUCUACUCCACUGCCAUUCCCGUGGUUGUUCACCACAACGCUCACAAAGAUGGAGCAAAGAAACGUCGCUAUCUCUGGUGGGAUAGGAUUUGGUUCUUUCCGUACCUUCGCCAACUCAUCAAGUCUCAACUGGAGGUCGUCGAAGCGGAGCCAUUACUGGAGAUUGCCGUCAACGGGGAACGAUUGGUGUACUGGGAGUCGCGGUCGAAUGUCACUCAGAAGAAGCCGAGAACGUUCAUUAUCGAUUCGGGGGAGGUCAGUAUCGUAGAGCAUGAGUUCGGGUACGUUUGCCGUGCAAAGACGGAAAAGGCGGAGGCGGAGAAGCCGUGGUACGAUGAAGUGUUUCGGGAUGGACAGGGAGAGCUGUAG